Rubroshorea leprosula is the source of this 915-nucleotide messenger RNA. Lineage: Eukaryota; Viridiplantae; Streptophyta; Magnoliopsida; Malvales; Dipterocarpaceae. The record is from the annotation of a GenBank genome assembly.
ACAGUGACGGUAACUUCAAAAAUUUGGGCAAAACACUAGCUAAUUUCACGGGAUUUUCUCUCCAAAAAUCACAACCCAAUUCAAGCUAAUUUUCUACGUUAAGCAAGCUUAAAACCCAUGUUUUAAAGCUGCCAAAACUCCUCCAUUUCAACAGGAAACUUUCAACGGACAAAAUGGAGAAACCGAGCUUGGCAAAACAGCACUAAAGCCCGGCUAUGCAUACAGAACAUCACAGCAAUUAAUCAAGCUAAUUCCCACAUAGUUUAAACAACAAAACACAUUUAAAGGGCUGCUAAAUGCUACCGGAAUUUAUCCCCUUUUCCGGCACAAUUUGGACACACACAAGGCAACAAUUACAUGGUUAAAUUGGACUUGGAAGAGCCGGCAACUUACCAGAAUUCGAGCAAGCAAACCGGAGCUGGCAGGGAGAAGAAGCCGGCGGCAUCUGCAGGGGAAACUCACGGCUACCUCAAAAUUGGAAGGGGAUAAAGCAAUUAAGGUAAACCCAGCCUAAAUCAAGCUGAAAGAUGAAGUUUAUGGCUGUGGCUUACCCGAAAAUGCCCAGAAACUCAAACCCACAUAGCAGAACUCGCGGACAGCAAAGGGAGGACGACGCAGAGCAGAACAGAUCUGGAAAUUCUGGUUUAGUGGCUGUUCUAGAACAAGAAAAUAGGGAGAAAUCCCCAAGCUUUGCCGGUGUUCCCGACCGGAAAUGGGUGGCGGUGGCUGGGGCUCUUGCCGGCUGCAGGGGAGGAACAGAGCAGAUCUGGGAUUUCCAGCAGAGGGGGGGGGGAUUUCUGGGUUCAAGAACAAGAAAAGAAAGAGAAAAUCCCAAGCUUGGUCACCAAUUUUUCUCAAAAUGAGUCGGUGGCAAGAAGGGCUUGGGGGGGUUGUCGGGAGGAAGAGUCGGGAAGG